AUGACAAUUCCUUCAAAAUCUCAAGACAAAACGGAAGAACAAGAAUCAGCUUCACCUUCCCACGCUGAAGAUGACAAAUCUUCACCACCACAACCAAAAUGGGAUGAAUUCUGUAUUCAAUGGUGUAAACAAAAGGAUUUAAAUCGCGAUAAAACUAUUGUACCGGAAUGCCACAUGCUAUGUUUUAGAAGAAUUAAUGCUCAUUUAAAAAAUGAUCUAUUAAAGAAGCAAGUAGUAGUUAAAGAAGAAUUAAAUCAUAAGAAACAUCAAAUUGAAAAUGUUGCUCAAGUAUUAUAUAACAAAACCGAAAAUGAAGGAGAUAAAACUGAAUUGAAGGUACCAAGAAAUUUUAUGGAUGGAUAUUAUUUAUAUUACAUAAAAGGGUUGGAAUUAUGUCAGAAACAUACUGAAGGUAUGAAGAAUGAUGAAAUGUACCGACUUGGAUGGACACAAAAUAAUCCAGAAGAAUCUGAAAUAGACCUUGGUGAAAAAUUUGAACAAACUAAGUCAGAAACAAAACGUAUAAUAAAACGAGCCUUCACACCUGGUUAUCAACUUGCAAAAAGAUACGUAGAGUCAUGGAAGGAUGGAACUCAAACUUCUUUUUUUAAAAGAUUUUAUGAAAGCGUACAGCGUAUGGAUGCUGUUCACAUUGUACAGGAUAAUAUAAAAAAAGCUGUAGAGAGGUGA
Funneliformis mosseae is the source of this 690-nucleotide messenger RNA. NCBI's taxonomy places the organism in Eukaryota, Fungi, Glomeromycota, Glomeromycetes, Glomerales, Glomeraceae. The record is from the annotation of a GenBank genome assembly.